This is a messenger RNA of Durotheca rogersii, 2316 nucleotides long. RefSeq lists its product as uncharacterized. Bases 674 to 1804 code for a protein of 376 amino acids. Lineage: Eukaryota; Fungi; Ascomycota; Sordariomycetes; Xylariales; Xylariaceae. The transcript has a single exon. The record is from RefSeq and is a predicted model, not a curated record.
CUAUUCUCCAGAGUGGCAAAUGGCUUGUCGCUCUCGUAGGUGGGUUCUACAUCACGCCAACGCCGGGACGCAUGCAUCGACAUCCAGACGUGCCCGUAUACCUUACAGGCCUGCAUGUUGCUUACCAUCCCGGCUCUGCCCUGUCCAGCGGCGCUGAGGGACUCGCCGUAAUAGGCCUCCCAUCUAGCAUCGCCCCCUUGCAACCGGGAAAAAAAGAGGGCGUCAUCGCCAAGUUGACAUCACCUCUCAUGCACUCCCCCCAAGAGCCCGUCGGCAUGCCCAGCUAUGAUAGCUCAUUCGCUGCGCUGCCGAUUUUCCGCCGCCAGGCCGACGGAACGGGAGCCUUCGCGCGAAAUCUUCAUGGGGAUUUCCAGUUGAUAGGCCAACACCAGCGGCGCAAAAUGCAAGUAGGGAAAAAGAGAGACAUAGCCCGUCUGCGUGAUGCACACCCCUGGGCUUAAACCUGUCUCGUUAUUCUCUCGAGAGAGGCCUCUUCCACCUGCCUGUAAACCUGAACCAGUUUCUGACUCUCUCAUCCGUGGCAUUAAAAAGUCGCGCAUGGUAACUUUUACGUCGCACCCAUUUUUUCUCGAGAAAGAAAAACACUACCUACAAUACCCACGAGUCAAGCACGCAUACACAAAACACUUACACACACACACACUUACGCACUAUGGCGCCCCGGUCGGGUAACCGCCACAGUCCGUACGAUGAUCCGUACGUCUUCGACGACCCCUAUCGCCGCUCAACCUCGCCUAUCAAAAGCGCCGCCUACGAGUAUGUCGGCACCGAUGAGCCUCCGACCCAAUCCAAAUCCCGUGCCUCGUCCCCGGAUUCUGCGCAUCACUGGCAUGCGAGCCUGCCAAAGAAAUAUUCUAGCACGGCUACCCCCCCGCGCCACUCUCGACGUAGCAGGGCGCAUAGUCCGUCACCGCCCGCGGACACGAGUAAGCGACCGACGUCUACUCGGACCUCUCGACGCGACUUAGCCUCCUCUCGGCCUACCGAGAAAGAAGCGACUCGGGCGAGACAACACAAGGAUCAAGACUCUAACAAGCGGCCGCCUCUGAAAAGCAGCAAAUCAUUUGGCGAGCAGGGUCUCAAGUUCCUCGGCGAAGCUGCUGCCCUGUACGCUGCAGCCACGGCAGGGUCGGCUAACCGAGGGCGGUCUCCGAGUCGGGAUCGUUCCCACCGCAGUUCCCACCGCGAUUCUAAGUCCGGGGGCCGCCAUCAUCAUCGCCGAUACUCCCCUAGCCCAUCUGUAUCGCCACCGAAAAGACGGUCAAGAGCUUAUAGCGAUGAACCCCCGCGGAGACACCGAAGCAGUAGAUCAGUUGCCAGCGAUGAUUCGGAUCACCAUCGCGAUCGUGGCCGGGAUCAUCGACGCUCGAGGGCCAGCGCCUAUACCCCGAGCCCGUCACGGUCCCCUUCGCGCCACCGCCAUAGUCGCCAUGCGAAAUCCGCAUCAUCCAGCCUUCAACCUAGUCGACGGGACGGACACUCGAAAAAGCCUGACGAAGCUACUGCGUUAAAAUGGCAGACAGCGGCACGGGCGGCGCUCGAAGCUGGCGGGCUGGCAGCUCUCAGACUCCGCAAGGAGCCUGGAAGUUGGACGGGUGAAAAGGGUGCCAAGAUAGCCACCGCUGCACUGGGCGCAGCAGCGAUCGAUGCCUUGAUCGACAAGGAUCCGAGGCGAACGAAGUCGAGCGGCGUCAAAGGGUUUGCCGAGACCGCGAUAACCGGACUCAUUGCUUCGAGGUUGACGGGUGUCAAAGGUUCCAGUUCGCACAGGUCAAGGUUUUGAUUUGUGCACGGAUGAUACAAUAUCUACCGAAACCGUCUUUCCUUUCUCAACAUCUCUCUGUCUUGUUUCAUUCCCUUGACGAAAGUAGGCCGGUAUUGUUACACUACACUGGUACAGCUGAUCUAGCUGCAGCGAUCGAGAGCCCAGUGUUAUAGCGGAAGAGCAUCGAGACGGGAACAGGGCGAGAAAAAGGGGGUACGGGUGGGUGGAUGGGCUGCCACCUCUUCUUACAAUGUCAUGACCCUAUAUGAAUGAAGAUAGAAGAUAGAAUACUCAUACGCGCCAAGGCACUCUGCCUGUAUUUGUGCACGACAUUCAACUCAACUAGAUUAGCUACUUCCGGUUUGGAAUGUAGCAUUUACCUACUUAUGAUCGGGAUGUUGUGUCUCCUAGCAUCCUAACACUCACUGUCUUGACUCGAGUAGCUCUUCGAUUCCGGGAGAUAACAAUCUGCGGCCGCUACCUAGGGUGCUUUACGUGUACAUAUAGAAUGUGUUAAUAAAUCAAGCAAG